AUGAUUUUCGUUAAUAGUGUUUUGGGCUUUGCGAAAGGGAAACAUGGGAAAGCUGAAAAUAGAAAUGGGGAGUGGGGAACUACACAUGCGAGAGAAUAUCACCUUCAUAACACAGCUCAUCACUUGAAGGUUCGAGAUUGGACAAAAGCUACUGGUUUCUUCACGGUUAGAAGAUGGCUUGAGAAAUGA
Messenger RNA from Prunus armeniaca (apricot), 189 nucleotides. The record is from the annotation of a GenBank genome assembly. NCBI's taxonomy places the organism in Eukaryota, Viridiplantae, Streptophyta, Magnoliopsida, Rosales, Rosaceae.